Molecule: messenger RNA, 4301 nt
Organism: Somion occarium
Lineage: Eukaryota; Fungi; Basidiomycota; Agaricomycetes; Polyporales; Cerrenaceae
Source: the annotation of a GenBank genome assembly
GAUUCUUGUUCUCGAUCACUAUUCAGCAGUUCAUCCUUCAUUGACUUUGAGGCUUCGUUGUAUCUUUCAGUGUACAUCGACUUCGCAGUUGCUCUCUGUUCAAGUGAAAUUCUAGGCUUGAGCACGCUCUGCAAACACCUACACUGAAACCCCGUACUGGGCGCAAUCGCUCUGAGCAUUGACAAUGCAUCUGUAUAACUUGACUCUUCAACCUCCCACUGCAAUCACCCAGGCCAUUGUUGGAAACUUCUCUGGGGCUAGGCAGCAGGAGAUUAUAGUCUCUCGCGGGACACGACUGGAGCUAUUACGACCUGAUGUUCAAACUGGCAAAGUUUCUACUGUCAUCGCGAGUGAUGUCUUUGGGUCCAUCCGUUCCCUCGCUGCGUUCCGGUUAACUGGAGGAACCAAGGAUUAUGCAAUCGUAGGGUCGGACUCGGGACGUAUUGUGAUUCUUGACUAUGAUCCCAAGACGAGCAGUUUCGUUAAGAUACACCAGGAAACAUAUGGCAAAUCUGGUGCUCGACGGAUUGUCCCCGGACAAUAUCUGGCGGCUGAUCCUAAAGGUCGGGCCGUUAUGAUCUCUGCUGUGGAAAAGGCCAAGCUGGUGUACAUUCUCAACCGCGACGCUGCAGCGAACUUGACUAUUUCUUCGCCUCUUGAGGCACACAAAAACAAUGCCAUCAUCCACCACAUCAUCGGGUUGGACGUUGGCUUCGAGAACCCUACAUUUGCUGCGUUAGAGGUUGAUUACACCGAGUCGGAUCAGGAUCCAACGGGGGAAGCUUUCAACAAUGCUGAAAAGUUAUUGACUUACUAUGAACUCGACCUGGGCUUGAAUCACGUCGUGCGCAAGUGGAGUGAGCCUACGGACCCAAGAGCGAACCUCCUCGUUCAGGUUCCUGGGGGGCAACUAGCCUCUUCAGACCGCUAUGACGGGCCCUCUGGUGUGUUGGUUUGCUGUGAAGACCACAUAAUAUACCGACACAUGGAUGCACCCCAGCAUCGUGUUCCUAUUCCAAGACGACGACAUCCCCUCGAAGACCCUGAACGUGGACUUAUCAUCACUGCCGCAGUUAUGCACAAGAUGAAGGGCGCAUUCUUCUUCCUUCUACAAAGUGAAGAAGGCGACUUGUACAAAGUGACAAUUGAACAUGAUGAACAAGAUGUCAAGGCAGUCAAGAUCAAGUACUUCGACACAGUACCAGUCGCGAUCAGUCUUUGCAUUCUCAAAUCCGGUUUCUUGUUCGUCGCUUCAGAAUUCGGCAACCACUAUCUGUAUCAGUUCCAGAAGUUGGGCGAUGAUGAUAACGAACCAGAGUUCUCGUCAAUAGAUUAUCCUAACUAUGGUAUGGCCGACCCAACACUCCCUCUACCGCGAGCGUACUUCCGCCCCCGAGCCCUUGACAAUCUUACGUUGGUGGAUGAACUGGAAUCACUGGACCCCAUUCUUGACUCAAAAGUUCUGAACGUGCUUCCUAAUUCCGACUCUCCUCAGAUCUUCUCUGCUUGUGGGAGGGGUGCUCGCAGUACCCUGAGAACUUUGCGACAUGGUUUGGAAGUGGAGGAAGUCGUCAGCUCGGAUUUGCCAGGUAUCCCGAAUGCAGUCUGGACAACGAAGCUCAAGGAAGAAGAUGAACACGACUCAUACAUUAUAUUGUCUUUCGUGAACGGUACUCUCGUACUGUCAAUCGGCGAGACGAUUGAAGAAGUACAAGAUACUGGUUUCCUUUCGUCAGCGCCGACGCUUGCAGUCCAACAAAUUGGUGCCGAUGCUCUCCUUCAGGUCCAUCCCCAUGGUAUUCGUCACGUCCUAUCAGAUCGUCGUGUGAACGAAUGGAGAGUACCCCAAGGCAAGACUAUCGUCAGCGCUACAACCAACAAGCGGCAGGUAGUUGUUGCACUUAGCUCGGCGGAGCUGGUAUAUUUCGAGUUGGAUCUGGACGGGCAGCUGAACGAAUAUCAAGACCGUAAGGCAAUGGGCAGUACAGUACUGGCACUAAGUAUUGCUGAAGUACCCGAGGGUCGACAGCGAACACCGUUCCUCGCCGUUGGAUGCGAAGACCAGACUGUACGAAUCAUCUCCCUGGAUCCCGAAAGCACGCUUGAAACGAUUAGUUUGCAAGCCUUGACUGCUCCCCCUUCUUCUAUCUGCAUCGCCGAUAUGUUAGAUGCUGGUAUCAACAAGACGCAACUGACGACCUUCGUCAACAUCGGCCUUCAAAAUGGUGUCUUGCUACGAACUGUCCUCGAUCCCGUCAAUGGACAGUUAACAGAUACCCGAACUCGCUUUUUGGGAACUCGUCCAAUCAAACUCGUCCGGGUGAUGGUCCAGAAGAACCCUGGUAUUCUGGCACUCUCAUCACGAUCAUGGCUCAACUACACUUAUCAAAAUCUCAUGCACUUCACGCCUCUCAUUUUCGAGAACCUCGACUAUGCAUGGAGUUUCUCGGCGGAGCUGUGCCCGGAGGGUCUAAUCGGAAUCUCGGGAAGCGUACUUCGGAUCUUCCAGAUACCUCGGCUUGGAACGAAGCUCAAACAAGACUCUAUUCCCCUUUCCUACACGCCUCGCAAAUUCAUCACGCACCCUCACAACGGCUACUUCUAUCUCAUUGAAGGUGAUCAUCGUGUCAUGGGAGAGGCUGCUUCCAAACAACAGCUGGAGAAGCUUCGCCAAGAGGGGAAAAUGAUAGACGACGAAGUUGUUGACCUGCCUCCAGAGCAGUUCGGUCGUCCGAAAGCACCGGCUGGCACAUGGGGUUCAGCCAUUCGUGUUAUCGAUCCUGUAGAGGGAAAAACUGUCAAUGUUCUCCAUCUGGAUAACAAUGAAGCUGCUUUCUCAAUAGCAGUCGUUCCAUUUGCGGCCCGUAAUAAUGAGCUUCAUUUGGUUGUUGGAACUGCUCAGGACACGUUCUUGGCACCGAGAUCAUGCACGUCCGGCUUCCUUAGGACAUACAGUUUCACAGAUGAGGGCCGAGGUUUGGAGCUAUUGCACAAGACUGAGACCAAUGAUGUCCCUCUAGCUGUACUCGCGUUUCAAGGCAGGCUUGUUGCUGGUGUUGGGAAAUCUUUGAGGCUGUACGAUAUGGGCAAAAAGAAGCUUCUGCGAAAAGUGGAGAAUAAGACAUUCUCAUCGGCCAUCGUCACCCUCAAUACACAAGGUUCCCGUAUCCUAGUCGGAGACAUGCAAGAAUCUGUCUUCUACGCCGUUUAUAAGGCUCCAGAAAACCGCCUUCUCGUCUUCGCGGAUGAUUCACAACCACGCUGGAUCUCAUCAGCAGCCAUGGUCGACUACAAUACCGUAGUAGCUGGUGACAGAUUCGGCAAUGUCUUUGUUAACCGUCUUGACGCUAAAGUUUCCGACCAAGUUGAUGACGACCCAACUGGCGCUGGUAUCCUACACGAGAAGGGCCUUCUUGCGGGUGCACCUCACAAGACCCAGAUGAUUGCACACUUCCAUGUUGGCGAUAUCGUCACGGCCAUUCACAAGGUCUCAAUGGUCGCUGGUGGACGUGAAGUUCUCCUAUAUACUGGCCUGCAUGGAACGAUUGGUAUCUUGGUGCCGUUCGUAUCCAAAGAGGACGUCGACUUCAUCUCGACGUUGGAGCAGCAUAUGCGUACGGAACAGAUCAGUCUUGUAGGACGAGAUCAUCUGGCGUGGCGAGGCUAUUACGUUCCUGUGAAGGCGGUGGUGGAUGGUGACCUUUGUGAGAUGUAUGCGAGGUUACCCGCAAACAAACAGAGUGCGAUUGCGAACGAGUUGGACAGGACGGUUGGAGAGGUGCUGAAGAAGUUGGAGCAAUUGAGGGUGACUGCUAGUGGGUUCUAGGCUUAGUUCGUACUUGUUCCUCUCUGUAAAUUUGCUUGCGUUUACUGUAUUAUCAACUUUCUCCUGCUCGUAUGUAUAAAGUCCGUUGUAUAUGUUGGAGAUGCUGAGCGAUAUGAUAAUUCUAGUAUCCUGGGAUGUCUUUCGCAGAUCCCGGGAACACAGAGAUGAAAGUAGAAUCACUGAUCGAGAUUAUGUCGUUUGCGAGCUUGCAGAAGGUCGUGAUCACGGGUUGUUGACAAGGGAUAUUCGAAAGCUCCAGAGAAGUUUUGUUGACUGGCUCGUCGAAUGUAAUCCAGGGCUCUUUAACGUACAUGACAUUCGGUUGUCGUUGGGACGUAUGACAACUCCGCAUCACCGAGAAACACGAAAAGUACCAGGUGGUGAAAAGUGACCGCUACAGUGAAAUACUUCGAGCCACAAGACAUCCACUGUGAACAGCUUGUCCAGAGAUGCAAAUUAAAGGAGCUCAGAGGUA